AUGGACACACCCACACCCCCUGAUCUCUGCUGCGCCGACUCUCCGCCGACUCCCGCGCAGUCGGCACACCCUGAUAGAUCUGCAGACCAAGGGAGUCCCUCCCAUCCCGAAGCUCUGGUCAUCGCAUCGCUGUGCGUUAUCCUCCGACAGAUAGCCAUCCCUCCCAUCCCGAAGCUCUGGUCAUCGCAUCGCUUCUUCUGCGCCGCAGGGGGCGCAAGCGAAGAAUUCGGAUUCUUCGCCGAUAUCACAGCUGAUUCUAUCCGGGGAUGCAUGGACAAGAACUUCUUUUCCUCUGCGUUCAUCACCUACGCUGUCAUGAAGUGGUGA
Molecule: messenger RNA, 327 nt
Organism: Aspergillus campestris IBT 28561
Lineage: Eukaryota; Fungi; Ascomycota; Eurotiomycetes; Eurotiales; Aspergillaceae
Exons: 2
Coding region: 1-327 (108 amino acids)
Source: RefSeq, a predicted model, not a curated record